AACGCGACGAAAUAAUCAACGUCGAUUAAACAUUAUUUUCUAGGAAAGAAAGGGGCUCAUCAUUUUAUGUUAUAUAUUGUGAAAAGUGCUCCGAUUCAUACAACUCGUCGUGAAGUCAUUAGAAAAACCUGGGGAGCAGUUAAAGAAGUUGAUGGGUUACUUUUCAAUACUAUCUUUGUUGUCGGUCAAGUCGAUCCAAAUUCACCUUUGCAGCCUAUUUUAGAGAAAGAAAACAAAAUCAAUGGAGACAUGUUGCAAACGGGAACACCAGAAGGAUACAUAAACCUUCCAAGUAAAGUGUUCUCGGCUAUGCAGUGGUUGAUUUCAAAGUCUUCUCAAAUAUCAAGCGAUUUCUAUACAUUUACUGACGAUGAUUGCGUAAUGAACAUCGCAAAUAUAGUUGACUUUUUUGGAAAUCUUCCAUUUGAAGAUGAUGAAAACGAUUCAUCUAAACGAUUUGAUCGGUCUAAAUCAAGUCAAUCAAUAAAGGAAAUUCAAACUAUAGAGUUAUAUAAGAAAAAGAAAGUGAAUGAGGUAACGCUACCAUCUUUGGAAGCAAAAAAAUUAACAGAAAGCAUCAUAAAUGAAGUAAAAUACGAUGAUUCAAAAAGACAAUUAUCUGAUUCGUUUGAGGGAGAACAGAGAAGUAAAGAAGGAGACGAAGACGACGUAGCUGAGAAUCUCGAAAUAUAUGCAGCUAUGGAUCCAAAUGCAAAAAUUCAAAUCGAAAGAAUAGAAAAGAAUGAUGCCAAUUUUGAUAAGAAUGAAAAUUUAUACGGAGAUAUUCCUAUCAUAUCAAAUUUUAAACAAUAUACCUCAAAUUUUAUGCCGCAUAAAUAUAACCCAGCAUAUAAAAACAAUUCAUAUAAUUUAAUCCACUAUUUGGAAACAGCAUUACAAGAUAAAGAUCCUGGGAUUAUUUUUAGAAAGCAUCGCUUAGUUCCUGAUGGUCUGUACUGCGGAUUUUCAUAUGAUCCCCAAGGGAAGCCUCACCGCCGAAUGACAGAUAAAUGGGGUGUGACAAAAGAGCAAUAUUCCUAUGACGUGUACCCAUCGUUUUGUCAUGGUGGUAUGUAUACCAUGAGUGAGAAUUUGAUGACUUCAAUAUUUGCAAUCUCGACCGUAACCGAUUAUCAUUCAUAUCAUUUGGAGGAUGUUUUAAUUACUGGUAUUUUGCGAGAGAAAACUGGAGUGCCUGAUUCUAAAAUGAUUCGCAGAGGCACUGAUCCAAAAGUGAAGCCACUUAUGUAUUAUGUUUGGGAUUCUGGACCACGCGUGUUGUUGAAAAUGGCGCGUAAAUGGAAAUUUUAUAACAGGCCACCGUUUUCAAAACGUUUUGCAAUGGAAGCUCUGAGAAACGGUGAAGUUAUAUCCUGGAAUAAUUAUGGGAAAAGCUAGCAGAUAUGAAUCUACUUCAGGGUGUAAGUUAUUUCACGAAAUAUAUUCACGUAAGUGAAGCCUGCCUAAAAUGCUUCAACAGUUCACAUGUUGUAAUCGGGGAUUAUAUUUGUUUUUAUUACAGUAGGACAUACAAAACUAUGUGACUCCCUAAGAUCUAAGUGUAUAUUGCUAUUUGGGUAAUGAAUUGAUGAAAGCAUGAAAAGAACAUAAAAUAUACUUGACUUCAAUAUAUUAUUUACUUAAUUUUUUUGUAACUGUCACUGUGAUGAUAUUAUUUUGUACUUCUCUAUACUUUUUUUUAUUCAAAACUUUAGAAAAAAACAUGCAUUUGUCCGUAGUUUAAAUUUGUCCAUAUUCGAGGGCUAGAAGUUCUUUGUCUCUGAUGUGAUUCAGCACAGAAGACUUUUAUAUCCCAAAAAAUGAAAAGGAAGGUUUUAUGUGUUUGUUUCAUAUCUUGUGAUUUAUCUUGUCGUCUGAACACCAUAGCCAAUAUGUUUACAAAAUAUAUGUUGAACAGCCACCGCCGUGUCAUCCCCGUCGUUCCUUAGGCUCUGGAAUCGGUCAGAGCGAUAUCCGUAGUAGUAUACUUAUUUUUAAAAUUAGCUCAAUGGUGCCAAGAUUAUAUAUUACCGACAACUUUCGACAUGAUAUCCUCUAAUACUAUUGACUCCGCCGUUAUAUUUUAUGGUAUAAGGUUUGUCGUUAUAACCUAAGCAAAUGAAACCUAAUUUAGGGUUAUUUUCAAAUACAUAUGUCAGCUGGCUUUUGAGAGGCCUAUCCCCAAUCCCUAUCACUUUACUUAGGUUAUAGUAAACGGGGUAUGUAAUAUUGAUUCUGAAAUAUUGAAACAUUUUUGAAAAUAGUAGAUCCUCGUGUAUCCCUCACUUUUGUUUAGAGCAGUUGUUCCCAAUUUUUUUGUAGCUUGUGGUGCCCUUCAUUAGGAUUUUAGAACUCGUGGCUAUUCCAGUUCACCAUAUGAAAAAACUAUUAUGUAUUUACGACUUUAUAUCGUAUGCGAAACUGGCGCCUGGAAUUGUCUGACAGUUACACAUUACAUUUAGCACAAUCUUUGAAAUAUCAAGACAAAUUUCACCGACAAUAUAAAGAUGUUUUUAAAUUUUGUUACAAU
This is a messenger RNA of Styela clava, 2530 nucleotides long. The record is from RefSeq and is a predicted model, not a curated record. NCBI's taxonomy places the organism in Eukaryota, Metazoa, Chordata, Ascidiacea, Stolidobranchia, Styelidae.